Molecule: messenger RNA, 1114 nt
Organism: Elaeis guineensis (African oil palm)
Lineage: Eukaryota; Viridiplantae; Streptophyta; Magnoliopsida; Arecales; Arecaceae
Product: tetrapyrrole-binding protein, chloroplastic
Biological process (GO): chloroplast-nucleus signaling pathway
Cellular component (GO): chloroplast
Molecular function (GO): tetrapyrrole binding
Source: RefSeq, a predicted model, not a curated record
CCCCCCCACAACCAUAACCACGUCAUUCUUCCACCGCUCCACUCUUCCCCCACCCAUUCCUUAUCUCUCCCUCCCUUCCCCCUUCCUUCCCUUCCCCACCCCUCUCCCUCGUCUUCUCCCUCCUCCUCCCCAAACAAUGGCCACCACCUCCCUCCAAUCCCUUCACCAAUCUCUUUUCCACCACCAACACCAACACCACAACUCCUUCACCUCCACACCUGACUCCUCCCUCUUCCUCAAACCCAUCACCAUCCCAACCAAACUCCUCUCCAACCUCUCUUCCUCCUCCAUCAGCACCACCUCCUCUCCUAUCACUCCCACCACCUCCUCCUCCUCCUCUUCCUUGGAUGUCAUCGCCCGCCAUCUCGAGGCAAGCGACUUCCGGCAGGCGGACGAGGAGACGCGCCGCCUCCUCAUCGCCCUCGCCGGCGACGCGGCGCAGAAGCGCGGCUACGUCUUCUUCUCCGAGGUCCAGUUCAUCGCGGCCGCCGACCUCCAGGCCAUCGACCGGCUAUGGCGCCUGCACAGCUCCGACCGCUUCGGCUACAGCGUGCAGCGUCGCAUAUGGGAGAAGUCCCGCCGCGACUUCACCCGCUUCUUCAUCCGCGUCGGCUGGAUGAAGCGCCUCGACACGGAGGUGGAGCAGUACACCUACAGGUCCUUCCCCAAUGAGUUCAUCUGGGACCUCGAAGACGACACUCCCCAAGGCCACCUCCCAUUGACCAAUGCUUUGAGAGGGACUCAGCUUCUUGCUAGUAUAUUGACCCACCCUGCUUUUGAGGAGGAGGAGAGUUUGGAGGAGGAGGAGGAGGAAGGUGAAGGUGGUGACAAGGAUGUGGAGAAGGAGACGCCAAAGCCUUUGAGCAGUAGGAGAACCUUCAAACCAGAUUACUCCUUCUAAACUUGGCUUUGGAGGUUGGCAGGCUAUUUUUAUUCAAAAUAAGCCAUCCAUGGGUUGUCUAAUUAUUGUUUCCAUUUCCUUUCUUUUGGGUUUUUUUUCGUUCUCUUAAACAUGGAUCAUGGGUGAACUUUGCUGGUUGUGAAUGGGCUGUUACAUGCUGCAUUAAGAAUUAAUACAUAUAAUAUCAUUCAAUUACAGAGUUCUUAGGAGUCA